AUGACAGUACGCACUUUCACUAUGCCUAAGUCUCUGAACGAGUCGUUGGCGAAUUCACAGCCUCCCGUCUCCGAUGCCGAUCGCUCCUCGCCUAAAAGGACACAGCAGUCAUACUCCGUCUCGCAGCGAGAACCUCUAGCAUCGCAUGGAGCGAAGCACCAGCCUGGGAUCACCUUCGCCGCUCAAGACAAGCUCCCAAAACUGCCAAUACCAGAACUCGAAAGUACUCUCAAGAAAUAUCAGGAUGUGCUCCGGCCGCUUCAAAGCGAACGAGAGCAAGAAGAUACCUGUGCGGCGGCGCAGGAAUUCUUGAAAGGAGAGGGUCUUGAGCUACAGGCGAGACUCAAGAAAUAUGCCACAGGAAAGACAAGCUACAUUGAGCAAUUUUGGUACGAUUCGUAUCUGAACUUUGACAACCCUGUUGUUCUGAACCUCAAUCCCUUCUUCCUCCUCGAAGAUGACCCGACGCCAGCUCGAAACAAUCAAGUCACACGUGCCGCAUCUCUCGUCAUAUCUGCUCUAUGCUUUGUUCGUGCAGUCCGGAAGGAAGAGCUACCGCCAGACACCCUGAAAGGGACCCCUCUCUGUAUGUACCAGUAUUCGAGACUCUUUGGCACCGCCCGCGUACCAACAGAGAAUGGAUGCCAGAUUGCGCAAGAUAGCGGUGCGAAGCAUAUUGUCGUGCUUUGCAAGGGGCAAUUCUACUGGUACGACGUCUUGGAUGACAACGCAGACCUGAUCAUGACGGAGAAAGAUAUGGCAUUGAACCUGCAGGUGAUUGUCGACGAUGCCGAGGAAACACCGAUUCAAGAAGCAGCGAAAGCUGCACUUGGGAUACUAAGUACAGAGAAUCGAAAGAUUUGGUCAGGACUGAGAGAUGUCCUGACGCGAGAAGAGGACUCGAACAACGCUGACUGUCUAGGUAUCGUGGAUUCUGCACUUUUCAUCUUAUGUCUUGACUAUACCGAGCCACAGACAAGCGCUCAGCUUUGCGGAAACAUGCUCUGCGGCACGAGCGAAGUUGUGAGGGGCGUCCAAGUUGGCACCUGUACAAAUCGAUGGUACGAUAAGAUGCAGAUCAUUGUAUGCAAGAAUGGCAGCGCAGGUAUCAACUUUGAACAUACUGGUGUCGACGGUCAUACAGUCCUGCGAUUUGCCAGCGACCUUUACACCGACACCAUUCUACGAUUCGCUAAGAGUAUCAACGGACAAGCUCCCAGUCUGUGGGCAUCAGACAGUCCUGACCCAUCAAAGAGAGACCCAGAAAGUUUUGGAGACGUCAGCACAACGCCACACAAGUUGGAAUGGGACAUGCUACCGGAGCUCAGCACUGCAUUACGAUUUGCUGAAACGAGGCUAGCAGAUCUCAUCCAGCAGAACGAAUUCCAGACAUUGGAGUUCACCGGGUACGGAAAGAGUUUCAUGACCUCAACUGGCUUUUCUCCGGACGCUUUCGUUCAAAUGGCAUUCCAAGCCGCCUACUACGGUCUCUACGGCCGUGUAGAAAACGUCUACGAGCCAGCCAUGACCAAGGUCUUCCUCCACGGCCGGACUGAAGCCAUACGGGCCGUCUCUCCAGAAUCUGCGGACUUCAUUCGCACCUUCUGGGGCGAGAAUCCUGCCACCCAAAAGGUUGAAGCUCUGCGAAAAGCAACACAGAAGCAUACAGCCCAUACAAAAGAGUGUGCAAAAGCACUCGGCCAAGACCGCCAUCUCUACGCCCUUUACUGCGUCUGGCAGCGCGCUGUCGACGAGGAAGGAGCCGAGGCCGCAAGCAGCAACGGCAUGAGCUCGAAUGGCUACUCGAGCCCAGUAGACGCGGGCUCAGAGGCUGGAUCACCCAAUCGUAAUUCGUUCGCCAAAGAAGACGGCUCCGUUUCACCCUCUCCGCACCCCAAGCAGCCUACUCACCAAAUGCCCGCCCUAUUCGCCGAUGGCGGGUGGGACAGAAUCAAUACAACCGUUAUCUCCACCUCCAACUGCGGCAACCCUGCUCUCAGACAUUUCGGGUUUGGCCCCACCUCCGCCGACGGGUUUGGUAUUGGCUACAUCAUCAAAGAAGACUCUGUAUCUAUUUGCGCAAGUAGCAAACAUAGACAGACGAAGCGAUUCAUUGAUGCUCUGGAGGGCUAUUUUCUGGAGAUCAGAAGACUCCUGAAAUCAACACAGCAAAAGAGUAGGAGCACAAAGGCUAGUCGAGCGAGGGAGGUGGUGAGACCAGAGGUGGUGCCAAAGAGAGGAAGGGCAAUUGUGGGAGAAGAUGACCCUGUGGACGAUGUGAAGGAAGAGAGUGAUGAUGACGGGUUAGGUGGUUAUGGCUUCUUCGAUGCGGGCAUGCUGCUUCAAGUGCUAAAGGCCAGCCAGGAAGAAAAGGACAGGCCGAGCGAGAAGGCGAUAGGCAAUGCACGACGGGCUGUUGGGAAGAAGUUGAGAUUGAGCGAGUACUAG
Molecule: messenger RNA, 2448 nt
Organism: Letharia columbiana
Lineage: Eukaryota; Fungi; Ascomycota; Lecanoromycetes; Lecanorales; Parmeliaceae
Exons: 3
Coding region: 1-2448 (815 amino acids)
Biological process (GO): carnitine metabolic process
Cellular component (GO): mitochondrion
Molecular function (GO): carnitine O-acetyltransferase activity
Source: RefSeq, a predicted model, not a curated record